UGCCGCUCUCCUUGGUGCUGAAGGUUCUUUCAGUUUCACCGGAGAUCCACACCUUAGAUAAGAGGGCUGCUCUAUUUUAGUGUUAUCAUUUUUCGACUUCACAGCACAAUAAUCUACCAUUUAUUUCUGAAUAUUAUGUUAUCUUGAUGGAUUAUUGGGUGGAUCAUUUCUUUCUUAUCAUUGACAGGAUAUCUAAAGGAUGGCACUGAGUGGAUUUUAUUUGUGCAAACCGAAAGGGGAUUUAUCACAAUUUUGGAUUUGAAAGAACAUCCUGGUGUACAAUCCUUUUCCAUCUCUUUCCGUAUCUCAGGCACUGGAUGUGAAAUUCCUAUUCUUGUUAGAGGUGCAAAUAAUUUGGAAGAAAACAUGGCAAUAUGUUUAUUAACAUUGUUCGUAUAAAUUCGUUAUAGUAAUAUCAUAUAGGCUAAUAAGGAAUUUGAAUAUGGAACCAGAACAGGAACGGGUUUUCCCCCCCACUAAACAGGGUCUGAAGAAUUUAGCAGGAAAGGCCCUUGGGAAUCUGCACAGAGUACUGGAAAAACGCCAGAAUACAGGUGAAGUGAUUGAACUGACCGAGGAUGGACGGCCUUCUGCGACCCAGCAUAAGAAGGCCCCUUUAUGUGACUGCACGUGCUUCGGGCUUCCACGACGCUAUAUCAUCGCUAUCAUGAGCGGUCUCGGUUUUUGCAUCUCCUUUGGCAUCCGAUGUAACUUGGGCGUGGCAAUCGUGAGCAUGGUCAAUAACCACACCGUCCAUGAAAAUGGCAAGAUCGUCAUCAAAGAGAAAGCGCAAUUCAACUGGGAUCCAGAGACAGUUGGGAUGAUACACGGGUCUUUCUUCUGGGGUUACAUCGUGACUCAAAUUCCUGGAGGGUAUAUUUCAGCAAGACUAGCAGCAAACAGGGUGUUCGGAGCUGCCAUUCUCCUCACCUCUAUACUCAAUAUGUUCAUACCCACUGCUGCUCGAUCGCACUAUGGCUGUGUCAUCUUUGUGAGGAUAUUGCAAGGCCUUGUUGAGGGAGUAACCUACCCAGCCUGCCAUGGGAUCUGGAGUAAAUGGGCUCCACCCCUCGAGAGGAGUCGUCUUGCCACCACAUCUUUCUGUGGAUCGUAUGCUGGCGCAGUGAUAGCCAUGCCUCUUGCCGGAAUCUUGGUUCAGUACUCUGGCUGGUCAUGUGUGUUUUAUUUGUAUGGAACCUUCGGAAUCAUCUGGUACAUGUUCUGGAUCUUGGUGUCUUAUGAAAGUCCAGCGGAGCAUCCUACCAUCACCCAGGAGGAGAGGCGUUACAUAGAGGAGAGCAUCGGAGAAAGUGCCAACCUGAUGGGACCAAGCGAUAAAUACAAGACUCCUUGGAGGAAGUUCUUCACCUCCAUGCCGGUCUAUGCAAUCAUUGUGGCAAACUUCUGCAGGAGCUGGACCUUCUACCUGCUGCUCAUCAGUCAGCCGGCAUAUUUUGAGGAAGUGUUUGGCUUUGAAAUCAGUAAGGUUGGGAUGCUCUCAGCCCUUCCUCACCUGGUCAUGACUAUCAUAGUGCCCAUAGGAGGCCAGCUGGCUGAUUACCUUCGCACCAGGAACAUUCUCUCCACAACCACAGUCAGGAAAAUCAUGAAUUGUGGAGGGUUUGGGAUGGAAGCCACAUUGCUGUUGGUGGUUGGUUUCUCUCACACGAGGGGCGUGGCAAUCUCUUUCCUUGUUCUUGCAGUGGGUUUCAGUGGGUUUGCUAUAUCAGGUUUCAAUGUCAAUCACCUAGACAUCGCCCCUCGCUAUGCCAGCAUCCUUAUGGGGAUUUCCAACGGUGUGGGAACGUUGUCAGGAAUGGUGUGUCCUCUCAUCGUGGGAACCAUGACCAAAAACAAGACUCGUGAAGAGUGGCAAAACGUGUUCCUCAUCGCUGCCUUGGUGCACUACGGGGGCGUGAUCUUCUAUGGGAUAUUUGCUUCCGGGGAGCAGCAGCCAUGGGCGGACCCUGAGAACACCAGCGAGGAGAAGUGCGGCUUCAUCGAUGAAGACGAACUGGCCGAGGAGACGGGAGAUAUCACUCAGGGAUACGGUGCCACGGCAGCCCCAGUCAAGAGCUAUGGAGCGACCACACAGGUGAACGGAGGUUGGGCAGCGAGUUGGGAGAACACAGAGGAAGCCAUUCCAAAGCCGGUGAGCCACACCCGCACCGAGGGAGAGUUUUCAUAGAGCACACAUGCACUUGUUAGCAAUUAUUAGGAGUCAACCGACUGGGAGAGAACACACAUUGCCAUUUGCACAAAUUAGCAUAAAAUGUAGAUUAAAAAAAAUAGCAGUGCUAGUGUUACAACAAAAAACAGAUACUUUUUCAGUGUAACUGAUUGUUAGUGUUAAAAGUAGUUUGGAUUCACAUAGAUUGGUAGACAUUUGUCAUCAACGCCCAUCUAGAUUAUCAAGUGUCAGCAAUCAUACAAUAUAAAAACGCAGGCCUAAGUUCUAUGUGUUAGGCUUACUAACCUCUUGAAACUACUUGAAAAACACGAGCCAGAUAUAUUGCAGCUGACAAGUAUAUACAGUAGGUGUAUACUUUGUCUGGAGUACAAGUUGAUUGCACUGAUACUAUAUUCAAAGUAUUCAAAAUCAAAAGCUAUUCUAUUUCUUAUAAAUGUUCUAUGUAAUGUAUAAACUGUUUCUGUGAGACUGCAGUGGAUGUGGGUCAUUGAUUUGUGUGAACAUUACUAUAAAAGGCCAUAUUUUUCAUGGACAGUACCUUUUCAGGGAGAUGUGUGCUUGCCAAAAGGUCUCAUACUCAUGAAGGCCUGUCAUUAAAUGGAAAUAAUAAUAUAUUGUAUGUAAAAAAUAAAUGAGAUCUCCAAAAAUAGAAUUAUUAUGUGGAAUGUUGCAUGAAUCUUCUUAAUUCAGUGUGCAAAAACAGAGUUUUGUUGCCAUGAUAAUCUUCAUUCAGUCACUACAGACACAGAAACAUUAAAUGUGUAUUUCCUGAAGUAAAGUUUCAACUUACAUUUUGGUUUGCAAGGAAACACCUAAUAAUGUACAUUUAAAGGACAAUGUUUUACUCAAAUCUCUGUUAAUUUGAGCAACUGUUUAAUGUUCAUUACAAUCAAUUCUGUAGAGCUGCUUUUCAUCCUGUUUUGUAGAGUAACUUUGGCUUCCAAACUUGUAUGUAUCUGUAACUGUUUUUGGAGUCAUGUGAUGAACAAGAAGUAUACAGGAUAAAACACAGUUUUUGAAAAGACGUUUACUGCUCAUGAUGUCGGUCAUGUUAAAACUAUUUGUCAGACGCAAAUAACUUAUAUGAAAAACUGGAAUUUAUGUUUUAUUGGUGUUUUCUGUUGAUGGUUGUCGUUACCUGUGAUUCAGGGCAUUACUGCCUCUCCUAGUACCCCAGCCUACCCCUUACCCUCUGUGUUGGCUUUGUGUCAUGAGAUUACUCUGCAAGAGUGAAUAUAUAAAAAUAUGAGAAAAAAAAGAAUUUUAAAGAAUGUUCAGGAUGAUCAAAUUAUGCUAUUUUGGCUUUGUGCCAUACAUUUUGUUUAAAUGUGAUUCUACGGCUUUAAAUAUUGUGUUUGAUGGAUAGGUCUUUUGAUGUCAACAAGUGUAAUUCAUAUGCUCACUUCAUUUUAUAAAGAAAUAAUAUCUGAACAAA
Osmerus eperlanus (European smelt) is the source of this 3626-nucleotide messenger RNA. It is a transcript of the gene slc17a6a, whose product is annotated as solute carrier family 17 member 6a. NCBI's taxonomy places the organism in Eukaryota, Metazoa, Chordata, Actinopteri, Osmeriformes, Osmeridae. Gene Ontology annotation, molecular function: neurotransmitter transmembrane transporter activity; L-glutamate transmembrane transporter activity. The transcript has 12 exons. Gene Ontology annotation, cellular component: excitatory synapse; synaptic vesicle membrane. The coding region runs from base 443 to 2188 and encodes 581 amino acids. Gene Ontology annotation, biological process: neurotransmitter loading into synaptic vesicle; transmembrane transport; regulation of synapse structure or activity. The record is from RefSeq and is a predicted model, not a curated record.